Molecule: messenger RNA, 2392 nt
Organism: Xyrauchen texanus (razorback sucker)
Lineage: Eukaryota; Metazoa; Chordata; Actinopteri; Cypriniformes; Catostomidae
Product: fibroblast growth factor 12
Exons: 6
Coding region: 151-924 (257 amino acids)
Biological process (GO): cell differentiation; positive regulation of gene expression; positive regulation of cell population proliferation
Cellular component (GO): cytoplasm
Molecular function (GO): growth factor activity; fibroblast growth factor receptor binding
Source: RefSeq, a predicted model, not a curated record
UUUCAACCAUAAUUUACGAAAUCUUCUGGAUUUUUUCCCGGGAGGAAAUCGGGAUGCGAUUUGGCCGGAUUUGAGCGGAUAAUUCAGUCGCGUUAAUUUCAGCCUGGGCUAUUGCGUUAACAGUUGAACAAGCCAUUAAAUUGACUCGCGAUGGCCGCGAUCGCCAGUUCUCUGAUCCGACAAAAGCGCCAAGCUCGGGAAUCCAACAGCGACCGGGUCUCUACCUCCAAACGCCGCCCCAGUCCCAGCAAAGACCCCCGCUCUCUAUGCGAGAGACAUUUCCUGGGGGUCUUCAGUAAAGUCCGCUUCUGCAGCGGCAAGAAAAGACCUGUUCGCCGGCGACCAGAUGCGCCCUCGAACCCUCCACAGGUGUCCCGUAAGGGCGUCAGGCUAGAGCCGCAGCUGAAAGGCAUUGUGACACGACUGUUCAGCCAGCAGGGUUUUUACCUGCAGAUGAAGCCAGACAGAACCAUUGAUGGCACCAAGGAUGAGAACUGCGACUUCACUCUUUUCAACCUCAUCCCUGUUGGGUUAAGGGUGGUGGCCAUUCAAGGAGUCAAAGCAGGUUUCUACAUCGGCAUGAACGGCGAGGGCUUCCUCUACUGCUCAGAGACGUUCACACCUGAGUGCAAAUUCAAGGAGUCCGUGUUUGAGAACUACUACGUUAUUUACUCAUCCACCAUGUACCGUCAGCAGGAGUCCGGUCGAGCCUGGUUCCUGGGCCUCACCAAGGAGGGACAUGUCAUGAAGGGGAAUCGAGUAAAGAAAACCAAGCCCUCCUCACACUUUGUACCAAGACCCAUUGAAGUUUGCAUGUACAGAGAGCCUUCACUGCAUGAGAUAGAAGAGAAGCAACGUUCCAGGAAAAGCUCAGGAACUCCAACAAUGAACGGAGGCAAAGUGGUCAAAAAGGACUCCACAUAGCAGGACUCAAACACUGUGGCAAAGUAGCCACAUCCCCUUGCGCCUCCAAGUACUACACGCUAAAACAAGAUGACAAACUUAACUCUUGCCUGUGAAAACUUUUAGAACACAGAAGGGGUAAAAAAGACAAAAAAAUGUUACAGUUCCAAUCAGGACAUGAACUCCCAUUUUAUGCAAAAAACAAAACAGAAAAAGGGUCAAUGGGCAGUCAUUUGAUUCACAACAAUAGUAAUAUUAUUUGUUUGGGAUUUAUGCUGUGAUUAGCUUUAAAACAUUCUCAUAUGUGUUCAUUUCCAUGUGAAUGUCUCAUGCUUUACUCUCAUGAAAAAUGGGAAAUUCUUCUCUCUUGUUUCAAUGCCAUUACUAUUAUUUCUGUUUUUGGAUAUUAUGGAGAUCUUCCCAAGCAUUUUGGGUUUGUAUUUCCUGAGAAGUGAAUGCACUGUGGGACACCAGACUACUGGAUUUUCAAGAAAGUCAAUGUAUAAAUAUGUGCCGAGUUAUUUCAGAUGAUAAAGCUCACUUAAGGCAGCACAGAGGUAUAGAAAGCUUUUGGAGUGGUCUUGGAGCAUUAAGCUGCUUAUUCAUUUAUGGGAUUUAAUAUUCAUGCCACACUUUCUUUAAAAAUCUCGCCCGCCUUGACGCACAUAUGUCUGGCACAAGUACACUGUAUGUGUGUAUGUGUAUUGUACUAUUCAAUUACUCUACUGCAGCUUGGCUUCAGCUGGUGUGCAGUGCUGUUUAUUACGAUGGACAGCUUUAAAUAGUAUGUAGGAAAUUUCCUGUGAAUUAUUCACAAAUUCCCUUGCACCCAAGCAAUCCAAAAUGAAAUAUGAACAAACAACAAUAGCAGCAGCAGAAAAAAAAAUUUAAUAAAAUUUAAAGUUGUAAUAUUCAGCUCAAAAUCUAACAAGCAUUUUCAACUCAGGAAGACCUAGUCUUAGAUGUGUGACUUUCACACCAGCCCUGUCCAGACUAAAGCACAAAGAAGGCCAGUUGUGUUUCCCCCACAUGGGUUUCCAGGAAGCCGGCCUAAACAGGGCAGGUUGAUUGUCAAUAAUCAACCCAUAAGAGCAGUGGCAAAGUCUGUUUAGGAAAAAAGCUUUAUUCAGAAGUCUUCCAUUAACGAUGCCAUGAGAGCUGAGCCCAAGUCUUCAGCAAUGAGGUGCAAAGUAAAGAAAACUAAGAGACUUAAACGAAUACAGUACGUUUCUACUAAACUGAGAACUGGUAAGCUAGAUAGUACAGUACGUGUAUGUGAAGACCUUAGAAGAGUGUAAAAACAGGCAAGCAACAAGAAUGUCCAGAUCAAAUGGGUUUCCAGAAAAUGAAACACUGUAACGUGGGUGUUUCCUUUUGCUGUGUACAAUACGGAACUCUUUGUUUUUCAUGUUUGCAGAUGUUUUCACCUUAUUGAAAUGCUAUCAUAUAUGCAUUAUGAAUAAUGAGAUGUAUAAAAUAUGCAUUGAUA